CCUUCUUCUUUUUAACUUUUCAUUAUUUAUAUUUAUAUUUCCAGAAAUAAAGCAUGGAGCAAAGUAUUAUUCCUCGCACCUUGUGGACUAAUGACAGCAAAUUUCUCCACCAUCAUGUCACGGACUUCUUCACCAGUGUACAAGUUACACAGGAUAUACCAGCUGGAACAUCAUUUGGACCUUGUGUUCUUCAUUAUACCUUUUAUGACACUAUAGCCUUCAUUGCAUUGAAGUCCUUUGACAAAUGGAAUAAAUCAUAUGUGUUUCGGGUAGAUCCUGAGGCGAUGAAAGGUUCUCCAGUAGUGCCAUGGCUACGGUUAGUACAGGCUGCAAUGAGCGCAGAUGACCAGAAUACUGAGGCCUACUUGAAAGGAGGACAGCUGCACUUUCGGACUAUUCGAGAUGUGAAACAAGGGGAAGAACUGCUUGUUUGGUAUGACAAGGAGUUGUCACAUCUUCUGGGGUUCGAAGACAUAAAAACAAAAACCCUAACAGAUGGCUACACAUGUACGAGAUGCGGCCAGGCCUUCAAGAACGAAAAUCCUUUCCUUGCCCACUGCCGUUUUUUAUGUGCGCAGGAAAAAGUAGAUAUUAUCCGACCAACCACCGAACAGAAACUAGAAGUCAAGCGACAACGCAAAAUCAUAGAUUUUCACAACAUUGCAAGAGAUCUGGAGCACAAAAUAAACAGUUCUCCUGAAGACUCGGGCAUACCUAGAAAAAGAAAACAAGAGGGUUCCCCAAGUCCCCGGAGCAACAAAACUGUUUUGUUAGAGAAAACCAACAUCACUAAUCACAGCAAAACCGCCAACGUCAACAAAGACUGUCCACUUUUCCAGGAUUUGUCAGGAUCAGACAACUUAUCAACAAAUGAGUCAAAGAUAAGGAAAAGCAGCGCAUUUACCGAGGUUCAAAAACCACCAGAGCAGUCAUCACGGGAUGUAACGGAAGUAGGCCUGCAAUCCGACUUCAGCGCCUUCUCGUUCGUUGUACCCAAGAGCGCGCACUCGGAACAGAAGAGCGCGUUUUGUGAACCCAACAAACGCACCAUCACCGAAGUUCGGAAUUCUUCACCACCAGAUUCGGAUAAUAUCUCACACUCUUUCAAAUCAAAACCUUCACUAGGAUACAGAAAUGUAUUGGCUUCGCACCUGUUUCACGCUGACUUGCCAAGCGCUCAUGCAGGUGGAGUGAUGUCGGCUCCUCUGGCUGGAGGAGGAUCCUUUUAUUACUCGCCCGAGCAUUGGACCAGAUCUAUAGGUGGACAGCUGCAAUCCACAUCUUCUUUGACACUUCUACCCCCUACUAUCACACAAUUGGGCGUUUCAGCGCAGAACUGGUGCGCCAAAUGCAACCUCUCAUUCCGAAUGACCUCCGAUUUGGUGUUUCACAUGCGCUCCCAUCAUAAGAAAGAGUUCGCCGCAGAGGCUCAGGUGAGGAGGAGAAGAGAGGAGAAACUCACCUGUCCCAUCUGUCACGAGUACUUUCGAGAGCGUCACCACCUCUCACGUCACAUGACAUCACAUAAUUAAGAAGAAAAAUGCCAUCGCACUUUUACAAGGUAGCCUAUAUAAAAGUAAUAAACAUGCAAAGACCAUUUUGCAUUUAUGGUCAGCCAGCUGACAAAAUAUGCUAUAAGACCGUUUUGCUAACGUACCCUUUGAGAAUGAAAACGUUAUUUCUUAGUGUUCUCUAAAUAUUCGAAAUGUUAAAUUUUUUAAAUGUUGGAAAAAUGUUAAUUAGCCUAUCCUAACCUUCAAGGGAAGGGAACGUUCCAUUAGAGCAUACAGCAAACAUUAUGAGAAUGUUACUUUUGAUUGUUCUUUGAACAUUUUAAAACAAGUAGUUAGACGAACGUCCAGCUAAAACAUUCCAGUUUUGAGAACAUUAAAGACCAGAUAACUUUGUAAACUUUCUAUUAUCGUUACUGGAGAUGUGGAAGAACGUUGAAAGUUUGUUUUAAAAAAAAGCCUCUGUUAGCCCGGUGGCUUAUGGGCUAUAACAAACAUUGAGAGAAAGUUACCGGAAUGUUUCGAAAACAUUUCUUGUUAACUGGGUAGGUUGCUAUUAGAUAGGGGAAGUAUUUUUCUGUAGCAAUACAUUACAGAAUGAUAAAAAAACUCGAACCUUUCAACCAUUUACCUUUGGUAAAGUUUCAUUGUCUUUUUCUCCAAAGGUCAUAGUCAUCUCGGCAAUGCAGUCUUUUAAAUGGUGGGCUUUGGUAGUGUAAUUCAGGAUAGGCCUGCAUCGCCACUAGGUGGCUAUAGACAUGAAUAACUCUAUUUAGAGGUAGCGGUACCUUAUACAUUUAGUUGUGACUAAUACUGUUGAAUUUCCUGGUCAUUUUCAAUUUAACAGUGCCUUACAAAUGUCAGGAUGAUUAGGCCUACAUGUAAAUGCUAUUGAAAAACGGUAGAAUAAAAUAUUCAGCAUUUUUAGGGUUGCUAACAGCUGAAUAAAACUAAUAGCAUUGCUUUGUAAAGAGAUUUUAUAUUUGAAAUGUCCAUCUCUUCAGAAUGUCAAAUCUUUGUUACAAUGUUCUUUUCAGAUGACAUUUUUUUAUUUUCUUUUUAUCAGCACAACGACAAGGAGGAUGUAUUUAUUAAAAUAUUUUCUUGUUCUGUUCUUUUUGAGAAGUCAUUGUAUUUCAUUAAAGAUUUUGAGCAUA
Carassius carassius (crucian carp) is the source of this 2668-nucleotide messenger RNA. Its product is annotated as PR domain zinc finger protein 8-like. Gene Ontology annotation, biological process: regulation of DNA-templated transcription. Bases 54 to 1532 code for a protein of 492 amino acids. The transcript has 3 exons. Gene Ontology annotation, molecular function: protein binding. The record is from RefSeq and is a predicted model, not a curated record. Lineage: Eukaryota; Metazoa; Chordata; Actinopteri; Cypriniformes; Cyprinidae. Gene Ontology annotation, cellular component: nucleus.